AUGGCUCCUCACGCUAGCUCGGAUGGUGCCACCGGUGCCGCGAACGGGUCCACUCGUCAAGAGUCUUCCCCUCUGUUUACUGUUCAGUCUCCCAAUGUAGUUUACACUGCCGACGAGAUCAAGAGUCAGUAUGCCUACCAGACCACUGAAGUCACCCGCACUGCGGACAACAAGUUGGUUGCGACCCCCAAGUCUACCAACUACAACUUCAAGGUUGACCGCAAGGUCGGCAAGGUCGGUAUGAUGCUGGUUGGUUGGGGUGGAAACAAUGGCUCCACAGUCACUGCUGGUAUUCUUGCCAACCGCCGCGGCCUCUCCUGGGAGACCCGCGAGGGUAAGCAGAAUUCCAACUACUAUGGUUCCAUUGUCAUGAGCUCCACCGUCAAGCUGGGUACUGAUGGCAAGACUGGAGAGGAAAUCAACAUCCCCUUCCGUGACCUGCUUCCUAUGGUCCACCCCAAUGACAUGGCUAUUGGUGGUUGGGACAUCAGCAGCAUGGAUCUGGCUGCGUCUAUGGAUCGUGCUCAGGUUCUUGAGCCUUCCCUGAAGGUCCUGGUCCGCAAGGAGAUGGCUGAACUGAAGCCCCUCCCCAGUAUCUACUACCCUGACUUCAUCGCCGCCAACCAGGAAGACCGCGCCGACAAUGUUAUCGAGGGUACCAAGGCUUGCUGGGCUCACGUCGAGAAGAUCCAGCAGGAUAUUCGUGACUUCAAGGCCCAGAACGGUCUGGACAAGGUCAUUGUCAUGUGGACUGCCAACACUGAACGUUACGCCGAUCUCAUCCCUGGUGUCAACGAUACUGCCGACAACUUGAUCAACUCCAUCAAGACUGGUCACGAGGAGGUUUCUCCCUCCACUGUGUUUGCCGUGGCCUCCAUUCUGGAGAACACUCCUUUCAUCAACGGAUCUCCCCAGAACACCUUUGUCCCUGGUGCUCUCCAACUUGCUGAGAAGACUGGUGCCUUCAUCGGUGGUGAUGACUUCAAGUCCGGCCAGACCAAGAUGAAGUCCGCCCUGGUUGACUUCCUGAUCAAUGCCGGUAUCAAGCUCACCUCCAUUGCCAGCUACAACCACCUUGGUAACAACGAUGGCAAGAACCUGAGCUCCCAGAAGCAGUUCCGCUCCAAGGAGAUCUCCAAGUCCAAUGUCGUUGAUGACAUGGUUGCUGCCAACAACAUUCUCUACGAGAAGGAUGAGCACCCUGACCACACCGUCGUCAUCAAGUACAUGCCUGCUGUUGGUGACAACAAGCGUGCCCUCGAUGAGUACUACGCCGAGAUCUUCAUGGGUGGUCACCAGACCAUCAGUUUGUUCAACAUCUGCGAGGACUCUCUGCUGGCUUCGCCUCUGAUCAUUGAUCUGGUUAUCCUCGCCGAGAUGAUGACCCGUGUCAGCUGGAAGACUGAUGCCGAGGGUGCCGAGUAUAAGGGCUUCCACAGCGUUCUGAGCAUUCUCAGCUACAUGCUCAAGGCUCCUCUGACCCCACCAGGCACUCCCGUUGUCAACGCUCUGGGCAAGCAGCGCUCCGCUCUGAUCAACAUCUUCCGUGCUUGCGUUGGCCUUCAGCCCGAGUCUGAGAUGACUCUUGAGCACAGACUCUUCGAGUAA
Messenger RNA from Penicillium angulare, 1608 nucleotides. Its product is annotated as inositol-3-phosphate synthase INO1. Gene Ontology annotation, biological process: phospholipid biosynthetic process; inositol biosynthetic process. Bases 1 to 1608 code for a protein of 535 amino acids. Gene Ontology annotation, molecular function: inositol-3-phosphate synthase activity. The record is from RefSeq and is a predicted model, not a curated record. The transcript has a single exon. NCBI's taxonomy places the organism in Eukaryota, Fungi, Ascomycota, Eurotiomycetes, Eurotiales, Aspergillaceae. Gene Ontology annotation, cellular component: cytoplasm.